AUGGACAAUCAAGAGCCGAUUGAGAUGCCCAAAGGCAUGAAGAAAGAAUUCCUAUCUUUUCUAAAGGUGCAAUACGCCCACGAUCCACCAGCCAUUCUGGUUGCGAACAACACGAGCCGUGGCAAUACUCUGCCAUUACUCAUGACCUGCUCAAUAGCUUCGUUCAAAGGAGACCUAGCAUCAUUCACUGCACCUCCCUUCAUCCUCUCGACCACUUCUAUGGCCGAGUUUCCUACAUAUUGGGUUGAGCAACCAGCAAGAUUCGUUGCACCUUCUCAGGAGCCAAAUCCAUCAAAACGAGCACUCCUCGUACUGACUUGGUUUUUGACGACACUGAAGCAACAAUACGACAUGCGCAAGGAUCGAAAGAAGGGUAAGCCGCUCAAUCCUGUGCUUGGUGAACACUUUCUUGGCAGCUUUCCGGGCAGUUCUUACGGUACCACACAAGUCAUCUCAGAACAGGUCAGUCAUCAUCCACCAGUGACAGCCUAUAGGAUGUGGAACAACGACGCCGGGAUGUCUCUCGAAGGCUACCAUGCCGCCAAGACCUUUUUUGCCAAAGGCAUGAUUCACCUUCAUAAGGUUGGUCAAGUGGUCUUACACAUCGACAAAUACAACGAGGACUAUUUGCUUACAAACCCACAAGUCCAUCUGACGGGCUUUCUUCCGCCACCACCAUUUGCAGAAUUUGACAGCGACACACCAGCUUACAUCCAGUCAACCUCUGGCUACACCACUAAGAUCACAUUUUCUGGCAAAGGUUGGCUAAGAGGAAAGCGGAACUCGUUCUUCGCAACACUGUAUGCAGAAGGAAGAGAGUCGGAGCCGCUGUACACCGCCGAGGGACAAUGGACAGGCACUUUCACCAUCAAGGAUGUGAGAAGAAACGAGGUAAUCGAGACAUACGACGCGACAACCUCAGUGGAGAAGCUAGCUAAAAUAGAUGUCGCACCACUCGAUGAGCAAGAUGCGCUGGAGAGCCGAAGAUUGUGGAGGAAAUUCACAGAGGCAAUGGAGCGGCGGGAUAUGGCUGGAGUCAGUGCAGAGAAGAAUCGAAUAGAGGUGAGGCAGAGAGAGAUGCGGAAGGAGGAGGAAAGAGAAGGUAGGAAAUGGCAGACGAAAUACUUCAGCAACACAGGCAUAGAUCCCAAAGUCGAGGCAUUGUGUGCGAAAAUCGGAUUUUCAAUCCAACCUGAGCUUACUGCUGGCUUUUGGCAGUUUGACGAGGAAAAGUACAGGCAUGCUGCAAAGACACAGGAUGAUCCUUUCGGGGAUGACAAGGCAGUGCCGUCGUAA
This is a messenger RNA of Lithohypha guttulata, 1296 nucleotides long. RefSeq names its product Oxysterol-binding protein 4. Gene Ontology annotation, molecular function: oxysterol binding. NCBI's taxonomy places the organism in Eukaryota, Fungi, Ascomycota, Eurotiomycetes, Chaetothyriales, Trichomeriaceae. Gene Ontology annotation, cellular component: cytosol; intracellular membrane-bounded organelle; membrane. The record is from RefSeq and is a predicted model, not a curated record. The transcript has 2 exons. The coding region runs from base 1 to 1296 and encodes 431 amino acids.